Messenger RNA from Lemur catta (Ring-tailed lemur), 3650 nucleotides. RefSeq names its product oxysterol binding protein like 10 (gene OSBPL10). Lineage: Eukaryota; Metazoa; Chordata; Mammalia; Primates; Lemuridae. The record is from RefSeq and is a predicted model, not a curated record. Gene Ontology annotation, cellular component: cytosol; intracellular membrane-bounded organelle; membrane. The transcript is spliced from 12 exons. The coding region runs from base 118 to 2412 and encodes 764 amino acids. Gene Ontology annotation, molecular function: cholesterol binding.
CCGGGGAUUUGGAGCAGCCACGCGCGGCCCGGGCGCCUGGAGCUGUAGCAGCAGCCGCCGCCGCCGCGCCGGGGCCGCCACCGCGGCGGGCACCCGCGUCCCGGGCGCGCACGGACCAUGGAGAGGGCGGCCCAGGGUGCAGACGGCGGCGGGGGCAGCAACAGCAGCAGCCGCAGCAGCAGCCGCGCCACCUCGGCGGGCUCCUCGCCCUCCUGCUCCCUGGCGGGCCGGGGGGUCUCCAGCCGGUCGGCGGCGGCCGGGCUCGGCGGCGGGGGCAGCCGCAGCAGUCCGGGCUCGGUGGCCGCUAGCCCGUCCGGGGGAGGCGGCCGCAGGAGGGAGCUGGCGCUCGAGGGCGUGCUCAGCAAAUACACUAACCUGCUCCAGGGGUGGCAGAACAGGUACUUUGUGCUGGAUUUUGAGGCCGGCAUCCUGCAGUAUUUUGUGAAUGAGCAAAGCAAACACCAGAAGCCUCGAGGAGCCCUGUCUUUAUCUGGAGCCAUAGUGUCCCUGAGCGACGAAGCUCCCCACAUGCUGGUCGUGUACUCUGCUAACGGAGAGAUGUAUAAACUGAGAGCUGCUGAUGCAAAAGAGAAACAGUUUUGGGUGACUCAGCUUCGAGCAUGUGCCAAAUACCACAUGGAAAUGAAUGCUAAGAGUACUCCAAGCUCCCGGAGCCGAAGUCUCACUUUGCUCCCCCAUGGAACACCCAAUUCUGCGUCUCCCUGUAGCCAGAGACACCUCAGUGCGGGGGCCCCCGGUGUUGUCACAAUCACGCAUCACAAGUCGCCUGCAGCCGCCCGAAGAGCCAAGAGUCAGUAUUCCGGCCAACUUCACGAAGUCAGAGAGAUGAUGAACCAGGUGGAAGGGCAGCAGAAGAACCUUGUGCACGCCAUCGAGUCCCUGCCAGGUUCUGGCCCCCUCACUGCCUUGGACCAGGAUCUGCUGCUCCUGAAAGCGACCUCUGCUGCCACCCUCAGCUGCCUCGGGGAGUGCCUCAGCUUGUUACAACAGAGUGUGCACCAGGCCAGCCAGCCCAGCCACAAGCCAGGGGCCUCAGAAAACAUCCUGGGAUGGCACGGGCCCAAGUCACAUUCCACAGAGCAGAUGAAAAAUGGGACACUUGGCUCUUUGCCUUCAGCCAGUGCCAACAUAACCUGGGCAAUCUUACCAAACUCUGCCGAAGACGAGCCAGCCUUGCGGCCAGAGCCAGAGCCAAACUCAGUACCUGAAUUGGUUUUGUCUGAAGAUGAAAAAAGUGACAAUGAAGACAAGGAAGAGCCGGAAUUAGGCGUCAUGGAGGAUCAGCGCAGUAUAAUUCUUCAUCUCAUCUCACAGCUCAAACUUGGAAUGGAUUUAACCAAGGUGGUACUUCCCACGUUUAUCCUGGAGAAGCGGUCCUUGCUAGAGAUGUAUGCGGAUUUUAUGGCACACCCAGACCUGCUGCUGGCCGUCACCGCUGGGGCCACGCCAGAGGAGAGAGUCAUUUGCUUCGUGGAAUAUUAUCUCACAGCCUUCCACGAGGGCCGCAAGGGGGCUCUGGCCAAGAAGCCCUACAACCCCAUCAUCGGCGAGACGUUUCACUGCUCCUGGGAAGUUCCCAAGGACAGGGUCAGGCCUAAGAGGACUGCUGCCCCCUCGCCCGCCGGUGGCCACGAGUGCUCAGGAGCUGAUGGCUCCUCCGAAGGCUACAAGCUGAGGUUUGUGGCGGAGCAGGUGUCCCACCACCCUCCCAUCUCCUGCUUCUACUGUGAGUGCAAGGAGAGGAGACUGUGCGUCAGCACUCACGUGUGGACCAAAAGCAAGUUCAUGGGCAUGUCCGUGGGCGUCUCUAUGAUAGGGGAAGGUGUGCUGAGGCUCCUGGAACACGGGGAGGAGUAUGUGUUCACCCUGCCUAGUGCCUAUGCCCGGUCCAUUCUCACCAUCCCAUGGGUGGAGCUUGGAGGAAAAGUCAGCAUCAACUGUGCCAAGACUGGGUACUCGGCGACGGUGAUAUUCCACACCAAGCCUUUCUAUGGAGGGAAAGUCCACAGGGUCACAGCAGAAGUGAAGCACAAUCCAACCAACACCAUUGUUUGUAAAGCCCACGGGGAAUGGAACGGUACGUUAGAGUUCACCUACAACAAUGGAGAAACCAAAGUCAUCGACACGACCACGUUGCCAGUGUAUCCCAAGAGGAUCAGACCUCUGGAGAAGCAGGGGCCCAUGGAGUCCAGGAACCUCUGGCGGGAGGUGACCCGAUACUUGCGGCUAGGGGACAUUGAUGCAGCCACCGAGCAGAAGCGGCGCCUGGAGGAGAAGCAGCGGGUGGAGGAACGGAAGCGGGAGAACCUCCGCACACCAUGGAAGCCUAAGUAUUUCAUCCAGGAGGGCGAUGGCUGGGUAUACUUCAAUCCUCUCUGGAAGGCACACUGAUGGCGUGGAGGUGCAGAACUUCCUGAAAUAGCCUUGUUUUUGUAGGAAUUAAAGUGGUACAGUAUUAAGGUUUUGUUGGCAUUCACUGAGACCUCAUCUUAGCAUCCAAGAAAUUGUAACAGGAAGAGAAAUUUUAUACUGUGAAAAAUAGCACCCCCAAACUCUGCUGGAGGAUUGAAUUUAUUCAAGAGCCAUUUGGGGCAUGUGUGUGUACACACUAUAUAUGUUCACACACACGCACUAUGUACACAUCUGAGUAUUACACAUGUAAAUACUGCACUCACCAAGGUUUAAGUGGGUAAACAUGAGCUCCUUUUUAUCAAUGAGGUUUGAAGUUUUCUAUUUUUCACUUUGCCAGAAAUGUUUUACACUCACAAAGAUAUUCUCAUUUAGUCAACUCCUGUCAAAGAUGAAUAGGCAUGGCCCCAGUUGAUGUCCAUGUGGCAGAAAGUGGCUCAUUCCUGGUAGAAGUGCAGGUGGUUAUCAUUUCAAAAUUGUGAUUCUCUCCUCCCUCCCCACAUCAGUGUUUUGUUUGUCUACACCCAAGAAAGAUAACAGCUUCCUGCCCACCCUAUCCAACAGGAAGUGUUUAAGGUUUAUGCCAGAACCUUGCAGGACGGAGCACCUCUGGGAGAACUCAGAGUCAGGCCCCACACCAAGGAGUUUUCUGCCCAUUUUUCCAACAAUUUCUCACACUCCAAGUACUAGUCAUACAUUUUUCAGAAGCUGCUUCUUUUACAGCAGAAUACAAAUCAUACUGGAGACUUCACUACUUUUGUGAUGAAAAAGGGCUUUAGAAAUUAAAUACACGCAUGCAUAUCCAAACAUGCACAACCACAGCCUCAAUCUUGUAUUUAGUUUGGAGAAAGAGAAAAGAAUUUCUUGUGGACUUUUUUUUCUUUAACUGCAUCUCUCUGGUUUGACCCGAACUCUACAAGAAAGCACUGUGAUUAAAACACACAUAAAGCCUGCGUAAGCGUUCCAUGGUUUCAGUUGAAUUUCAGUCAUCAGCCUUUACAAAUUAGGUCAAAGAAGUGACCGAAAUAAAAAUCAAAGAAAGAAAAAAUGUUUGAUUUUUGCUCAAUGCUUAUUUUUUACUGUGCCACUCCAAUGAUAUUUAUAAAAUCCAAUAGCAUGAACGCUUCUCUGUAGUAAUAAUUUUGUGCCUUUUGUCUGCUUUCUUAAGACUAAUUGUUCACACUUUGUAGAUAUUAGACAAAUAUAUUUCGAUUAAAUAC